Molecule: messenger RNA, 1035 nt
Organism: Anopheles aquasalis
Lineage: Eukaryota; Metazoa; Arthropoda; Insecta; Diptera; Culicidae
Gene: Bin1
Product: histone deacetylase complex subunit SAP18
Biological process (GO): negative regulation of DNA-templated transcription
Cellular component (GO): nucleus
Molecular function (GO): transcription factor binding; transcription corepressor activity
Source: RefSeq, a predicted model, not a curated record
ACAAGCAGCCAAAAUUGUAUUUUUCAUUCGCCGGAAGUCUACUUAAUUCCGUUUUUCUAAUUACCAUACAGUGUUCCAAUUACCUAGAUAGUGUUCGCUAGUGCACCAAACCGUAUCAGUACAAAGUAUGGCCGGUCUAGAAUCGAUGAUCGUGGAAGAGAAGCCACAACCCGCGAAAUCAGUCGAUCGGGAGAAGACCUGCCCGUUGUUACUGCGAGUAUUCUGUUCGACCGGACGGCAUCAUUCAGCGAACGAGUACGCUUACGGCAAGGUUCCAUCGAACGAGCUGCAGAUCUACACCUGGAUGGAUGCGACGCUACGCGAACUGACGACGCUGGUGCGGGACGUGAAUCCGGAGACGCGCCGUAAGGGUACCUACUUCGAUUUCGCCGUCGUCUACCCGGACCGGGGCUCCUCGUUUCGGAUGCGCGAAAUCGGCGUUACCUGUUCCGGCCAGAAAGGGGCGGACGAUUCGAAAACGCUCGCCCAAGCCAAGUUCACCAUCGGGGACUUUAUGGACAUUAACAUUACGCCCCCGAACCGUAUGCCUCCUCCGCGGCGACAGCGUCCAUAUUAAGAGCCAAGGCCUGGGCGCGCUUUGUGGGCACCCCCCCCUUUCUCUAGGGUGCCAAUUUGCUAGAACCUUUUUCAUUUAGUUUUUCGAUAAAAGACCAUUAUGGAAGGGACCAUCUUCCAGAAGAAAUUGAAGACCGGAGCGAGUUUACGUUUAAAAUUUGAUAAUCACACGCGUCACACCAACUGUAACGGUCAACUUUAUUGCAUUCUCCUGCGUACACCCACACGUACCGGUCUCUCUUUCGCCGUACCUCGGCGUAUUUGAUGUAGUGCAUUCUCAUUAAUUAAGACUUAAACACAGAACGGGAAGGAAGGAAGGGUAGGGAGUUGGGCUUCUUUCCGGAGAGAGGUAGCUAGGACCGGACCCGGUCCCGGCCCCGUUUCUGUCCCGGGAAGAGCGCGUGCUAGGGUGUGCUUGUAAUAAAUACAUUUCGAUUUUACCACCAUCGCACAAACGGA